AUGCAUUCGGCACAUUCAUUUGGUGAAACAACAACGGUUCACGAAUUGGGUUACGAGAUGGAUACAUAUUUAGACGAAGAGUGUGAAACAGCAGCUGUAGAUGCAAAUAUGGAGAGCGAGCCCUUUCUCGCACCAAUCACUAGUAGCACCACAUCUUGGGUUGCUCCCAAAGGCUUCAUAUGGAUUGAAAUUGCGAUAUUCGCAAAUGUAUUCCUAUCGGGCUUUGAUGGGACUAUUACAGCGUCAACAUAUGCUGUAAUCAGCUCCGAGUUCAACGCUGCCAACAAUGCUUCCUGGCUGACGACCUCCUAUUUGAUCACAAGCACUGUUUUCCAGCCCCUGUACGGCCGAUUCUCCGAUAUUUUCGGUCGGAGAGCUUGUUUUUUUACCUCGACCAUUACUUUUAUGCUCGGUUGUCUGGGCUGUGCUCUGGCCCCAAACAUCGUGGUUUUAAAUUUGAUGCGCGCAGUAACUGGUCUGGGAGGGGGUGGGUUGAUGACGAUGGACAUGAUUCCUUUCAAAGAGCGAGGGAUGUAUCAAGCGGUCCAAAACGUCUUGCACGGAUUCGGGUCGAUUUGCGGUGCGUCGAUAGGCGGAUCGAUUGCAGACACGAUCGGAUGGCGAUGGUGUUUCCUAUUGCAAGUGCCAGUGUCAAUUCUUGCACUAGUAGUCGGUCAUCUGGUAGUUAUAAACCAGUCACACUAUCAGAACGUAAAUCGCGAGGCGUCCAAGACCGCACUAUCUGCGAUUUGGAACCGUGUCGACCUGUCCGGUUCCUUCUUGUUGAUCGUAGGAUUAAGCAGCCAGCUUGUGGGGCUCGGUCUGGGCGGUAACGAGCUACCCUGGAGCAGUCCCUGGGUUAUUCUAUCCCUUGUUGCCAGUGUCCUGAUUCUAGGACUGUUUUUAUACGUUGAGGCGACGACAUCAGCCAUGCCUGUGAUUCCACCUCACAUGCUCCGGGGAAAGUUGGCCGUGUCAGCGCAAAUCAGCAAUGUUUGUGUGGGGUUGGCAGCGUAUGCAUUCCUUUUUACCCUACCAUUGUUUUUCCAAGUCGUACUGAAUGAUUCGGCCUCAACUGCCGGUGCGCGACUAAUGAUCCCUUCUGUCGCCACCCCCGUGGGUGGUGUUAUAUCAGGCUUCAUCAUGUCACGAUGGGGCCAGUUGGCCAAUCUUGUCCGCAUAGGUGCAUUGCUAAUGUUCACUGGCAACGCUCUCGUCACGUUGCUCGGAUUCGACUCCGCCAAAUGGAAGUACAUUACAUAUAUAAUUCCCGCCAGCCUCGGACAAGGGAUUGUAUAUCCGGCUAUAUUAUUUACAGUUCUUGCGGCAUUUGAUCAUGCUGAUCACGCCGUCUCCGCUUCAACCGUCUAUCUAAUCCGCUCCCUAGGAACAGUUUGGGGGGUAGCAAUCACAUCAGCUAUCACCCAGAACACACUUAAAAAAGGGCUUCCAGAAGCCUUGAUUGUAAUACCAGAUAAAUGGAAAAUCAUCGAAGAAAUCAGACACUCAGUCCUGGCAAUCAACAAACUACCCCUGGACGCCCAAUUGGCCGCGCGCCAGGUCUACCACGACGGCAUAAACCUCUCAUUUGCUGUUUCUGCUGGAUUUGGCUUUAUCGCGACUGUGUCUGCUCUCUUUGCGAGCGGAAAGGGAUUGUCGCGACGCGCCAGCAGUGAUACGAGGACGACGGCUUCUCAUUCCUAG
Molecule: messenger RNA, 1704 nt
Organism: Histoplasma capsulatum G186AR
Lineage: Eukaryota; Fungi; Ascomycota; Eurotiomycetes; Onygenales; Ajellomycetaceae
Product: vacuolar basic amino acid transporter 2
Exons: 6
Coding region: 1-1704 (567 amino acids)
Biological process (GO): transmembrane transport; basic amino acid transport
Cellular component (GO): fungal-type vacuole membrane
Molecular function (GO): basic amino acid transmembrane transporter activity
Source: RefSeq, a predicted model, not a curated record